AUGAAGUUUUAUCUGGCUACUCCGCUCGUCCUAGGGGUUGCUGCGGCGCAAGCUGCCGCAUGGACGCAGUGCGGUGGCACAGGGUAUACAGGCGUCACAACUUGUACGUCCGGCUAUACGUGUGUCGUUUUCAAUGAGUGGUACUCUCAGUGCCAGCCUGGUGGCAGUGGAUCAGGAACAAGUUCAACAUCCACGACAUCCAAGGCAUCUUCCACUACAUCCUCCGGUUCCAGUCCUACCCUGGGUACGGGAACGAUUCGCUAUCUUGGCCGCGUCAACCCGGCGACCAAGGAGCUGACAUGGCCAGGCACUGGUGUAGCUUUCACUUUCACUGGAACGUCCGCCAGCAUAGCCCUAUCAUCAGUCACUGGCACCAACAGUGUUGACUUGAUCAUCGAUGGUGGCGCGCCGACAGUGAUCUCCAAUGUUACUGGAACUUCAAUUUCCACCCCUGCCGGACUAAGCCAAGGAACCCAUACUGUCGAGCUCCGGAAACGUUCAGAGGCCCUCUUUGGUACGAUCAUCAUUGGCGAUAUUACUACGGAUGGAACUCUAGGAGCGAAUACCGUCCCUUCCAAGAAGAUCGAGGUGAUCGGCGAUUCCAUUACUGUUGGGUAUGGCCUCGAUGGCACUUACCCUUGCACCAACACGGCUGCUCUGGAAGACAACCCCAAGACCUAUGCGGCCCUGGCGGCGGAGUCUCUGGGAGCCGACUACAGUGUCGUGGCCUGGAGUGGCAAGGGGCUGGUGCGUAACAUUGCUACUGGCACAACUGAUACGAGCCCUCUCAUGCCGGAGCUCUAUACUCGCUAUGGCGCCAAUGAUGCCGACAACAGCUACACUUUCCCGUUGGACUGGACGCCGGAUGCUGUGGUCAUCAAUCUCGGCACGAAUGAUUUUAAUUAUCUUGCUUACGACGCCUCAGGACAGUCGUACAACGCGCGGUCGCCCAUUGACGCUACCACCUACACCAACGGGAUGGUCGAUUUUGUCCACAGUAUCCAGGAGCACUAUCCUCAAGCCAAGUUCUUUCUACUCACUUCUCCCAUGUUAAGUGACUCCUUUCCAACGACGGCAGACGCUCAACAUACCACCCAGAAGACUGCGCUUCAGUCUGCUGUUUCCCAGCUCGGGUUCAAUGCCUACCUAGUUGAUUGGCCCACGCAGGGCUCGGAUGUUGGCUGUGACUAUCACCCUGACGCUUCCACGCACGCUGCGGAGGCGGCCGUUCUUGCCUCCGCGAUCAGUUCAGCGCUGGGCUGGUGA
Molecule: messenger RNA, 1266 nt
Organism: Penicillium macrosclerotiorum
Lineage: Eukaryota; Fungi; Ascomycota; Eurotiomycetes; Eurotiales; Aspergillaceae
Exons: 1
Coding region: 1-1266 (421 amino acids)
Biological process (GO): carbohydrate metabolic process
Cellular component (GO): extracellular region
Molecular function (GO): carboxylic ester hydrolase activity; cellulose binding
Source: RefSeq, a predicted model, not a curated record